Messenger RNA from Harmonia axyridis, 3758 nucleotides. Its product is annotated as tudor domain-containing protein 5-like. The record is from RefSeq and is a predicted model, not a curated record. The coding region runs from base 1403 to 3532 and encodes 709 amino acids. The transcript is spliced from 3 exons. NCBI's taxonomy places the organism in Eukaryota, Metazoa, Arthropoda, Insecta, Coleoptera, Coccinellidae.
UAUAUAGCUCUGAAACAACUUGAAUAGGUAUAAUUUUGAGUAAGUAGGUACCACUAUUAAUGAUCUGCCUACCCAGCAAGGUAUUACUAGCGGUCCUGACCUGACAGAGGUUGUCCUGUACAGUAUGUAUUUGACUAGACUCCUCCUAAACGGUUGGCCGAAUUUUGAUUUUUGUGUGUUCAAGUGGAUUCGGCAAAAAAAAUUCGGAUUGAAUAAAAAAUUAAUUUGAGAAACAUGAAAAAAAACGUGGAUCCAAACCCAUUCUCGAAUCCACUUGAACAUACAUACAAAAUUUCAUCGAAAUCCGUCCACCCAAUUAGGAGGAAUUCAAUGAAAUGAACAUGCAAAGAAUAAUUAUAUACAUGGAGUCCCAUUUUGAAAGAUCCCCUAUAAUAUUAUAAAUAAUAUAAUGAAAUUAAUUACUUCCUACGAACAGUACGAAUAGUCUAUUCAAAAAAAAAUUAAAAGUUUCUUAGUUUUCAGGGGGACAUUGAAUGCAGAUAUUCAAUAUGAACUUGAAGUUUUACCUAUAUCAAGGCUGAGUAUAUUUUUUAAAGAGGGGAUAUACAUUUCCGGAGAAUAUUAAUCUCCUUAUGAAACUAAAAACAUUAUUCGUCUCCUUCGUUUUUUCCAUAAAAUUUAGAAUUUUUGAAUGAAUGAUGAUAUGAAAUGAUUCAUACUCAACAUUCAAUCACUUGUUUUUGUAUUCCAUACGAACAUAUCCAAAAAAACAACAAGUUGUUUUCUUAAUUUUACUGCAAUCGCACACAUGUGUGACACCGCGAUAAUAAAAUCUCACAAAAGUUGAAUGUAGAACCGGAAAAGGCUCAUUAGCGAGAGCCGUACGUCUUACCGAGUGAAAGGAUUGCAUGCAUGAGCGGAAAACGCUCACGCUCAUGAGCGAGAGCCUUACGGCUCACCGUGUGAAAGGAACCUUAGUAUGCAUCUUUACGUAUCAUACGUUAGAGUGACAUAUGUUUUCAUUGCGUCUAGUUACGAGUUUCCUUAUCAGCUUCCGUUAUUUUUAUAAAGUUAUACAUUCAUUUCUUUUCAUUCAAUUUCAGGGUGAAAUUGAAUCUAUAAUAUAUAUUUUUCAUUAUUUUAACAUUGGACUCAAAAUUUCGUCGAGUUAUUUCGCCUUCACUACCAGUGACGUGCAUUGUGAAAUUCACAAGGAUAAGUGGAAUUGAUUUAACAGCUUGCAGACUUCAUUACAAGGAUCUUCCGCCUCUGGUCAGUUUGUUGAGCUCAAUCAAUCUGCUUCUGGAGUGUGAGUACUGCAACAAGAUCCAUUCCAUCGAGAUCAUCCUCUUAAGGAAAUUCAUUUCACUCACCACCACGAUUCCAAAAACAUCAAGAAGUAAUAUCAAAAGUUAAAGUUGACGAUGGAUAUUCUAGUCAAAUGUCUUAUAGUGAUAAAAGCACCAAUGCUUUAAAACGAAGUACAAAUCAAAAGACUUCUUUAAAGUGUAACAAAAAAACAAAUAGAGUAGGAAACAGACCUACAAAUUAUAAAAGUUCAAGUGAUAAUUCGAGAGAAAUUAGACAGAGGCUGAAUAGUGGAAAUAAGGAAAUAGAGGGUUUCUCAAAAAAUAAUUGUAAUAAAAAUUUAAAGAACCCUAAAAUUGUUGCAGAAACUACAAAACCUCUAAGGAGAAUCAAUUACAGAGAUACUUCCCUUAAUAAAGAUAAUUCAUUUAAUGUGGAUAUUUCAUUGAAAGGUGAAAGGAUUUAUUGGAAUGGUGGAAACAUUAAAAAAACUUACAAAAAGAAUAAUACAGUUGAAAAUUGCAGUGGAAGAGAAAACUCUCUUGAGAAGAAUAUUAAAUCAAAUAGAUAUACAAGGUCAAGAUAUUUCACUCCAACUAGUAGUAGUCACUUGAUGGAUAGUGCUGUGAAAAAUAAAUCAAAGGAAACUCAUAUAGAAAAAUAUAAAAGCCUUUCUUUAACCACAAAAAAGAAUUGUAUUCCGAAAGCUGUACAAGAUAACCUUAAAAAUUUGAUAGCUGAUUUUCCUGAAGGAAUUUGUUGUUCUGAAUUGCCUUUGAUUUAUAAGAAUUUUACUGGCAAAGAUCUAUUAUUUGAAGACUUUGGCUAUAGAUGUUUAAUUUACUUAUGUUUGGACCUGGAAAAUAUUUUUUAUUGCAAUAAGGAAUCCAAAUGUGAUUACAGACUCUUUGAUGUAAGAAAACCUCUGCCUGAACUUAAUAUUCCCCAAGAGAAGAGUCUUGAAGAUAUGACUCAAAGUUUGGAAUCAUCACCUGCAAUUCCAGAAAUGAGAUGGGGUUAUUUUGAAUCCUUUGUCCCUCAUGAUGCAGUGAGGUUGGGAUUUAAACCGCACAGAAUACAAGUGGCUGAGGUAUUGGAGGAAGGUACUAGCAUAAAUGUGACGGUAGCUGAUAUUUAUGAUAUCUCGAAAUUCUGGAUAAUAAUAGAUGACUCACAGUUGGACAAAUUGAUGGAUAACAUGCAAGAGUUCUAUGGCAUAAAUAGAACGAGAUACUUGGUACCGAAAUCUUUAUUGGUAGAAACCCUUUACUGUGUUGUUUUAUUCAAAGGCAAAUUUCAUAGAGCAGUUAUUCUUAACGUGAUGCCUGGUUAUGAGUACCUCAAAGUUUACUAUGUUGACUUUGGAACUUUGGCCAAAGUUUCAAAAACAGAGGUUUGGUUCAUUACUAAAGAAUUUAGUGAACUCCCAACCCAAGCCAUAAGAUCUACACUUGGCGACAUUUAUCCACCAAACCAAGGUACUACUUGGUCUCCAUCUGCCAAUUAUGAUUUUAGUAGUUUAACAUGCAUGAAAAAAUUCAUUGCAGAAAUUAUAAGGGUGGAUAAACAAAAAAAUUUAGUCGACAUAAAAUUGAAUGAUGGAUAUUCUGAUAUGAGCGAUAUACUAGUAAAUCGUAAUCUUGCUAAAUUCAUAAACAAACCCCAAAAAAAACAUUUUGAUGAUCCUAAUUGUAAACCUAGAGUGCAAUAUGUUCAUCUAUUUCCUACAUUUGAUGAAAUAGAGAAUUGGGUUGUGCCAUCUGUGGAAGAAACUGUAGAGUUUUUGAACACCCCGGUUACUGCCGAUUUCUUGAACUCGCCGUAUUUGAGUAGAACUGUUGAUACGAAUUUAAUCAAAAGCAUUGAUAAAAAUAUAAAAAUGACUUGUAAGAAGAAUAAGUCAGUAAUGAAGUACCACAAGUCAUCUGAAAUUUCACUUAACCACAAUAUAGAGGAAAUUAACAAGAUUGCAUAUGGAGAUUUAUAUAACUCUUUUACAGAAAACAAAACACAAAAUAUAAUAGAAGAUAAUCAUAUAAAUGAAAGUGAAACUAAAGAACUUGAAGAAAUUCAAGAUGAUGUCUGUGGAGGAUAUGUAAUUGAAGAAAGUGGAUGCAAAGGCACUCCAGAAAAGCAAAAUAUAUCUUUUACAAAUAAGAGAAUAUUUGAUAUUGAAGAUCCUGAUCUUUUAGUUUCAAUAUUGAGACAAAGUAGGAUGAAGAAAUCUUAUCCAAUUCAAAAUGAAGUGUCGAGAAGAUUUUAAUACUUACUUACUUUAAUAAUUUAAAAAAUAUUGAAAUCUAAAACUUUGCAUAGCAUACCAAAAGAAUAUUAGAAGAAUUAAGUGAAUCUUUAAAUGGAAUCAAUAUUUUAUGCAAAAGCUACAAUACUUCUAGUAACUAAGUAUCAAAUAUAAUUGAUAAAUAUAAAUAUAAUUUAAAUUAUUGUUGUUGUUUUAUUAUUGUAUCUUUGAAUUUUUAAUAGACCGA